CCGUGGAGUAACGAGACCCCUGUGUGUGAAAAAAAUGUGUUUCCGCAGUGCGUAAAGUGAAAUUUCGACUUCUGGUGACUGAUAGCUGUUCGACGACAUGGAUUCCGACGAGGAAAGCGUGACGUUGGAGCCGCUGAGAGCGACACCGGCGCAGCCGCCACAACAACCGCCCCAACCCCCGGAACCGGUCCAGCCGGUUCCCCCGCAACAACCUCCCUCGCAGCGCUCCACCACCCCCGUCGCGCCCGUCCUCGACCAGCCGGAACCCCUGCAGAAACCCGAGAGCGGCGACCAUGCACCGGAGAACCCAGCGAAGCAGCCCAUACAGCCGACGCCGCCGCCCCCCACGAGGCCGCCGCAGGUCCAGAGGGCCAUAUCCAUGCCCGUGGCCCCCCACGCCCAGGAGAGGACCAGGCCGACGCCGCAGAAACCCGUCGGAUAUUCCCAGAGCGAGCGGCUGCCCAACAGGCCGCCCCUCAACAGGUCGAUGAGCAGGAAGGAGAUCAUCAAGAACUACAUCAAGAAGGAGACGGCCACCUUCUUCGGGGUGGACGAGGAGAGCGAGAACGAGCAGCAGCUCAGGUGGCUGGACAGGCGGAAAAGGAUGGCGUCCAGGACGAUGGGACCCCUCAAGGAGGAAUACAGGACCCUGAGCGGCCGAUCCCAUCGCAGGACGGCCUCCGAAAUGACCUCGAGCCCGAUGUCCGGCCAGCUGACGACGGAGAGGCCUGACGUGCUUCCGGGACCCAGCGACGUCGCCGACGGCGCCCAGGAGCAGUACGGCGGCGUGUCCAUCAGGAGGAAGGACUCAGUGGCGAGGAUGACCUGGGACGGAUUGUCCUACGUCGUCACGACCUUGACCCGCCACAGGCCUAGACCGAGAUCCCAGCAGUCCCAGUGGUCCCGGAGCUACCAGCCGGACACGCCAAGCGUAGUCUCUCCGGGGGAAGAACAGGCCUUCUUCGAGAGAUCCUCCAUUCCCGCGUCCCCUAGGACUCCAGAAGGGGGCGACACCAUCGAUAGGGGCAUCGAGGCCAUCCAACCCGCCUACAGGGACAGUAGAGAUAGGGAGAGGUACAGCAGGCCUCCUUCUGGAGUAUGGAGAAGGGAGCACGAGGAUGUGGUGUUGAGGCACGGCGAGAACAGACCCAGUAUAGGACGGUCCAGGAUAUUGUCUAACACCUUGGACCGUGUCCUGGAUAAUUCGGAUAGGAGGCAGUAUGGAAUGGGAUGGGUUGGGCGAGUGUUUGGUCGUUCCUUCAGAAAAUCAGUAACUCAGGAUGCUAAAAUCCAAGAACAACUAGACGACAUGGAAGACCAUCGACCCAUGUUCACUUACUGGGUGACCACGGUACAAAUCCUUGUGCUCUUCAUCUCCAUAAUCUGCUACGGUUUCGGGCCCUUUGGUGUCGACUUACAGACGAGAUCGGGCCAAGUCCUGGUCACCAGCCUGUCUUUGCAGCAGGUGGAUUACAUGGAACCAGCAAAUUUCUGGUUUGGUCCGAGAGCCGGCGACUUGAUCCAUCUAGGAGCAAAGUUCGCACCCUGUAUGCGAGUCGACAAUAAAAUCAAGAAAGAAAUUGACAAGAUUCAGGCUAAGGAGCGCGAGACGGCUUGUUGCAUCAGGAACGACGAUUCGGGGUGCGUCCAAUCUUCGCAGGCGGAUUGUUCGAAAACAAUAUCGACAUGGAAGAAAUGGACAAAUGGAGACUCCGGACCAGGAGGCAGAAUUUCUGGCUCAGUAUGUGGCCUAGACCCAAAAUUUUGCGAUGCUCCCGCCAGCGUACACCCCUACGAAUGGCCUGACGAUAUAACGAAGUGGCCGAUAUGUCGCAAAACAAACACCCAGUUUUCCAUACAGAAGAAUGGGCCGAGAGACAAACUGGCGGAGCACAUGGUGUGCGAGGUGAUCGGGCACCCGUGCUGCAUCGGAAUACACGGGCAAUGCAAGAUCACCACCAAGGAGUACUGCGAUUUCGUCAGGGGGACUUUCCACGAGGAGGCUUCUCUUUGUUCACAGGUUUCAUGUCUCAACGAUGUGUGCGGUAUGCUGCCGUUCUACUUCCCAGAGACGCCCGACCAGUUCUACAGGCUGUGGACAUCGCUAUUUCUGCACGCCGGCGUCCUACAGCUGAUCAUAACCGUACUUAUCCAACACUUUCUUAUGAGAGACCUCGAGAAAUUGACUGGUAGUUUAAGGAUAGGAAUCAUCUACAUCGGAUCGGGUGUCGCGGGCAACCUGGCCAGCGCUAUAUUUGUACCUUAUCGAGCUGACGUGGGCCCCGCGGGAUCGCAGUUUGGUCUCCUGGCCUGCCUAAUAGUGGAGGUCCUGAACGCCUGGCCGAUGCUGAAGCACCCCAAACAGGCUCUGUGUAAACUCCUCUCCAUCACCCUGUUCCUGUUCAUUUUGGGCCUCCUCCCUUGGGUGGACAACUACGCCCACCUGUUCGGUUUCGUGUUCGGCUUCCUCCUGUCGUACGCCCUGUUACCGUUCAUCUCAUUCGGGAACUACGACAGGCACAAGAAGGUGUUCAUGAUAUGGGUGUGUCUCGCGACGGCCUGGAUACUGUUCAUCUGCCUGGUACUGCUCUUCUACAUAAUACCCGUGUACGACUGCAAGGUCUGCUCGUACUUAAACUGCCUCCCUCUCACGAGGGAGUUCUGCGCCAGUCAAAAUAUUAAUUUUAAAAGGGAGGAGCCCAUAGUAUGACAAAAGAGUAAACGGUUUCUGACCGUGAUUUUCGUUGGUUUUAUUUAUUUCGACUAUGUCGGGUUGUUUUUCCAAAAUUGUUAACCUGGUUCAUCCGAUUAUUUAAUAAAUGGUUAUUUUUAAGGCGUUUAUUCUUUGUUUUUCCCCGAACAAAUUAAUCGUACCUAACGACCUUCGCCGCAGAGAGGUAAACGAGACUGGGGAAAAUAUAUUUGUGGAGGUAUGGUGUUUGAAACGAUAUUAUUAGUUUUGUGAUAAAAAAAUUUAACAACAGACUCUCUAAACAUCCAUGUAAAUUCUUAACAAAACAGUGUUAAAGACGGACAUAAACCAUUUAAAAAACAUGUGAUAAUGACGAUAUCUCGGUAAUGCAUAGGACACCUAAUAUUUAUAUAAGAAAUAUGUGCAAUGAAUAUUCGUUUUUGUUGGCAACGAAAAAAAAGGCUACAAUGAACUUUUUUUGCUGAGAAACGCUUGGUUAAAGUACCCUGACAGAUAAUAUUUUUAGCUUCGAACCCAUUUGUAAAAUCGAUAGGACAUGCCAGUACAACGAAACAAUACGUGCCAUUACACUCGCGAACCUGCAUUUCAAAUUAUAACUAACGUUUCUUUGCUCACUAGUCCCUUCGAUAUCACGCAGGGCGUAAUUAAAGUACUUGGUCGAACUUAACGACCGAUUGUAUGUCACAAAUCAACAAAAAAAAAAGUUCCUAUAAAUGUGUCGUUUGCGAGAUACGAGGUGUUAAAAUUUGAAAAAAAAGUAGGUUUUUUAAUAAUUAUAAAAAAAAUAAACGAGUACAUUCAAAUUGUUUUAAUUUUUGAUUGCCCAUGAAGUCUAGGUAAUUAUCGCUAAAAGUAACAAAACGUCACACUAUUUCUUAGAGAUGGGCACUUUUCGGAAAAGUAUGUUACAGACAUGUCGAUGAAAUGUCCGGACAUGUCGGGAAAAGUACUUUUGACCAUGAAUCUAAUAAGGCACCUAUGAGUGACGUCAUGUGUUCACAGGUCACUACUUGAGGGUACAAAAAAGCAAAAUUUACUUUUAAUGAAUAUAUGUCGAAAUAUUUUACUUAUUACCUACCUUUAGACUUAUAAAUUGGUUUCUAAUUUUCCCCGGGCAACCAAUACACUUAUUUAAAUGUUUUUCCAUCCUGGAAUUCUUAAAAAUUGUUUUUGA
Messenger RNA from Anoplophora glabripennis (Asian longhorned beetle), 3887 nucleotides. RefSeq names its product inactive rhomboid protein 1. The coding region runs from base 98 to 2710 and encodes 870 amino acids. Gene Ontology annotation, biological process: regulation of protein secretion; regulation of epidermal growth factor receptor signaling pathway. Gene Ontology annotation, molecular function: serine-type endopeptidase activity. The transcript has 10 exons. The record is from RefSeq and is a predicted model, not a curated record. Lineage: Eukaryota; Metazoa; Arthropoda; Insecta; Coleoptera; Cerambycidae. Gene Ontology annotation, cellular component: endoplasmic reticulum membrane.